This is a messenger RNA of Hydractinia symbiolongicarpus, 2564 nucleotides long. RefSeq lists its product as uncharacterized. The record is from RefSeq and is a predicted model, not a curated record. Gene Ontology annotation, molecular function: ATP binding; protein kinase activity. The transcript has 5 exons. The coding region runs from base 29 to 2185 and encodes 718 amino acids. Gene Ontology annotation, biological process: protein phosphorylation. NCBI's taxonomy places the organism in Eukaryota, Metazoa, Cnidaria, Hydrozoa, Anthoathecata, Hydractiniidae.
GCCAUGAUUAAUAUUUAUCCUUUCCUUCAUGUUUCAUAAAUAUUGCAUUUUUAUCUCUCUAAACUGGAUAGUGUAUCUACAUUUGAGUUUAAGAUAUCUGUUUUUGUUCAAACCUUUUAUACUUAAAAGAAAGAAAAGAAAGAGAAUAUAUACCGAGGCAAUGGCAACAGAAGAUGUCGAGAAUGGAAAAUAUAGUAGUCUUAAAAACUUUGAAGUUCAAAAAAAGAUUGGUCAAGGACAAUUUGCUACAGUGUAUCGAGCACGCUCUGUUAUCGACAACAGCAUUGUCGCUGUGAAAACAGUAAAAAUAUUCGAAAUGGCAGACACAAAAGCAAGGAAUGAUUGUAUUAAAGAAAUUGAAUUAUUAAAAUCAAUGGACCAUCCAAACGUAAUUAAGUAUCACGCAUCAUUUGUCGAAAAUAAUGAACUGAAUAUUAUUUUAGAAUUAGCUGAUGCUGGUGAUCUUUCCAAAAUGAUAAAACAUUUUAAAAAGCAAAAGCGUUUGAUUCCAGAGAAAACGAUUUGGAAGUAUUUUGUUCAAAUCACUGCAGCUUUACAACAUAUGCAUUCAAGACGAAUCAUGCAUCGUGAUAUAAAGCCUGCCAAUGUUUUCAUCACGACAAGCGGAGUUGUAAAAUUGGGUGAUUUAGGGUUGGGCAGAUAUUUUAGCACCCAAACAUUUGCUGCAGAAUCACUUGUUGGUACGCCAUACUACAUGUCUCCUGAAAGAAUCCACGAAAAUGGUUACAACUUCAAAUCAGACAUAUGGUCGCUUGGUUGUUUGCUGUUUGAGAUGGCAGCCCUACAGUCUCCUUUUUUUGGUGACCAAAUGACGCUCUAUGCGUUGUGUGAGAAGAUUCAAAAGUGCGAUUAUCCUGCGUUACCGUCGCAGUAUUACUCGGCUGAAUUUCGCAACUUAGUGGACAUGUGCAUCAAAGGAGAAGCGGAACAAAGACCGGAUGUUGACUAUGUGCAUGACAUUGCAGACAAAAUGUAUGCAGUGAAAGUUGCAAAAAAGUUUUGUGUGAAAGAACAAAUGUUAAAUUUAUAUCAGCUGUCCUCACUUAUGGAUAUAACUCGCGACAGCUCAAGAAUAGAAUUUAGAAUAUUUAAAAAGAUGAAGAAUCUUUCAAUUUCAGAACUAUUUUGGUUCUUGCUGGAUAAAAUCAACUUACAUGUAAAAAUAAUUAUUGUAUUUAUAUUUACAAUUUAUUUAGUAAAAAAUUUACUUGAGAGCAGUCAUUUUAUUUAUAUAUAUAUAGUUCAUCGUUCAUCGAAGUGGAAAGAUUUUGUACAAUCAAAAAAAGGAAGUAAACACAGAAUGGCAGAAAAUAUCGACGAAACUGAUGAUAAUAAAUACAACACUCUUGCAAAUUUUGAAAUACAAAAAGAAAUUGGCAAAGGACAAUUUUCAAAAGUGUUGCGUGCUAAAUGUUUGGUUGAUAACAGUGUUGUUGCAUUGAAAACCAUCCAAAUAUUUGAAAUGAAAGAUAAAAAGACGAGAGAUGACUGCAUCAAAGAAACUUCACUUCUAAGAUCACUGAAUCAUGAAAACAUUAUAACAUAUCACGCAUCAUUUGUUGAAAACAAUGAACUUGUUAUCGUUUUAGAAUUAGCUGAUGCUGGCGACCUUUCCAAAAUGAUAAGACAUUUUAGAAAACUAAAGCGUUUGAUUCCAGAGAAAACGAUUUGGAAGUAUUUUGUUCAAAUCACUGCAGCUUUACAGCAUAUGCAUUCAAGACGAAUCAUGCAUCGUGAUAUAAAGCCUGCCAAUGUUUUUGUCACUGCUAAAGGAGUUGUAAAAUUGGGUGAUUUAGGGUUAGGGCGAUUUUUUAGUUCUAAAACACUUGCUGCUAUGUCUCUUGUAGGAACACCGUACUAUAUGUCGCCUGAGAUGAUCCAAGAGAAAGGAUACAACCACGCUUCAGAUAUGUGGUCACUGGGGUGUGUCCUUUACGAAAUGUCAGCUUUACGUUCACCAUUUUAUGGUGACAAGAUGGACUUGUUAACCCUAUGCAAAAAGAUUAAAACUUGUGAUUACCCCCGUCUCUCUUCGGGGAAUUAUUCGGUUGAUUUACGAAAUCUUGUCGAUGCAUGCAUCAGUCGCAAACCAGACGAACGGCCCAAUAUCGAUAUGGUUCAUGAAAUUGCGAAAAACAUGAACACAGCAAAGAAUGCGUCAUGAAGUAUCCGCUUUUAUUGGGUUCACUACAGGUGGUGGAGACACAAGAUGUUUGUGACUUAGUUGUUGGUUGAAGUAUUGAAGCUCCAAUUGUGUGACGCAAAAAGGCUGGCUGCUUUUACCUUUUUUUGCUUGACUUAUUCAUAUUCUUAGAACAUCUAACUAUCUUAGCUGUUAAACAAAAAUUGGCAGACGAUUUUUCGUCAAAUAAAUUUUUUGUCACUUUUGUCUAAUUUAAAAAACACUUGUUAACGUUUUUUUUUUGCACUCAUUUUUCUAUGUAGAGGGUAAAACAACUCUUGAAUGUAAUGUAUAAAAGAAGAAUCGAUCGACAGUAGAAACAUUCAGCUUGGAUUCUUGUUAUUUAAUACCAAAACCUGAA